Octodon degus (degu) is the source of this 441-nucleotide messenger RNA. RefSeq names its product myosin light polypeptide 6-like. Gene Ontology annotation, molecular function: calcium ion binding; structural constituent of muscle. The record is from RefSeq and is a predicted model, not a curated record. The transcript has a single exon. Gene Ontology annotation, cellular component: myosin II complex. Lineage: Eukaryota; Metazoa; Chordata; Mammalia; Rodentia; Octodontidae. The coding region runs from base 10 to 441 and encodes 143 amino acids.
GCAGUCAAGAUGUGUGACUUCACUGAGGACCAGACAGCAGAGUUCAAGGAGGCGUUCCAGUUGUUUGACAGAACAGGUGAUGGCAAGAUCCUGUACAGUCAGUGUGGGGACAUGAUGAGGGCCCUGGGCCAGAACCCCACCAACACUGAGGUGCUCAAGGUUCUGGGGACCCCCAAGAGUGAUGGGAUGAAUGUGAAGGUUUUGGACUUUGAGCACUUUCUGCCCAUGCUGCAGACUGUGGCCAAGAACAAGGACCAGGGAACCUAUGAGGACUACGUUGUAGGCCUUCGAGUGUUUGAUAAAGAAGGGAAUGGUACUGUCAUGGGUGCUGAAAUCCGGCAUGUCCUAGUCACACUGGGUGAGAAGAUGACAGAGGAAGAAGUGGAGAUGCUGGUGGCAGGGCAUGAGGAAGUACUUGUCCGGAUGGUGCUGAAUGGCUGA